Messenger RNA from Lates calcarifer (barramundi perch), 3278 nucleotides. RefSeq names its product leucine-rich repeats and WD repeat domain containing 1 (gene lrwd1). Gene Ontology annotation, biological process: chromatin organization; establishment of protein localization to chromatin. Gene Ontology annotation, cellular component: nuclear origin of replication recognition complex. Bases 74 to 2308 code for a protein of 744 amino acids. Lineage: Eukaryota; Metazoa; Chordata; Actinopteri; Centropomidae. The transcript is spliced from 16 exons. The record is from RefSeq and is a predicted model, not a curated record. Gene Ontology annotation, molecular function: chromatin binding; protein binding.
CGAGUUUCCCCGGGAAAGCUCAGUUUCUACAGAGGCAGCAAGUUUACUGAAGUCGCUGAAGUGUUGAUAAUCAAUGGAGAAAAUAACAGAGAAACUUCUACUGGAGAAAGGCUCUCCAAAAACCAACAAACUGGAGCAAAUCAAGACACUGAAUCUAUCUAAGAUGGGCCUGAAGCACCAGGACUUGCCAGUCAGGCUGCUGUCCCGUCUCCAGUCCCUUGAGCAGUGGGAUCUGUCUGGGAACAGACUGCAGGAGUUGCCCAAGAACCUGAAGCUGCCUGCGCUUCGCUGCCUGGACCUCAGUGACAACCAGAUGGAGGAUGUUACAACUCUGGAGUCUCUGAGCAGUCUGGAAGAGCUUAAGAUGGAGGACAACCUAUAUAUCACUGUGAGUGAUAAUCACAAGAUGAUGGUGUUGUUGCCCAACCUGAGGAUUUUCAAUGGUAAAGAUGUCAGUCCUACUGCCAACCACUUGCGCUACGUCUACACUGACAACCUGAGGACCAGGGUAAUUGCAGUUUGGGAGAAGAGCUUCCACCUCCCUGAUCCCAUCACAGCAGAGAAACUGUCCAGCCUGGAGAAAGAAUUCGUCAAUGCUGCCCGUCAGCAGGUUAGAUUUGGACCGAGUUCAGUCAGUGACUUCACCAAAUGGAAGGUGGAGAUUAUAGCUAAGGAGUACCUGCACUCUCUGACAGAACCACAGAAAGAACCUGAGAGCAACGAGUUGACGGAUAUAAAAGAGAACAGUGAAAUCUCAACUCCUACCAAGAGGAAACAAACUACAUCAGUAAAGGACUCUGACAUAAGCCUGACGCCUCGCAAACAGUUGCGCACAGAUCUCCCAGCCUCAUCAGGAGAAGACAGUCCUCGUAAAUCCAGCCUCCGCCUCAAACCACUGAAGACACUAAGCCAGGCCGAUGCUGUCAGGAUGAGCCCCCGCAAGACAGGUCAGCCUCCCUCUACCCCUACCAGAAAACAGAUGAGGGCAGAGACACCCAGGAGGGCUUCUAAAGUGCAGCAAGCCAAAGAGGAUGGAGCUCAGAUUAAACAGAAGGAAGAUUUUAAAGCCACAAAGCUGCAGAGAGAUACUGACAUGCUACCUACACUGAAGAGCUGCAGCAAGACACAGCAGCCAUUGUGUCUGAAGCCUCUCCAUGUACUCCAGUGCCACAGUAAACAGGACAGCUCAGAGGAUUUCUCCACCCAACUGUGGGCCUGUGCUUUCCAGCAGCUACCAAAUUCAACUGGCAGUAGUGGAGGAAGCCGUUUGGUUGCAACCUGUGGAGGAGACUCUCUCUGCGUGAUUGACUGUGAAACAGGGAUGGUGAUGAAGAAGUACAAAGUUCUUGGGGAGGAGUUCUUCUCGCUGGCCUGGUCCACAGUGUUGAUGUCCAGGGGAGGAGGGGCCCCGGCUCAACAUUGCAGCAUUCUGGCAGCUGGUGGAAAGAGAGGAUUGGUCAAAUUGAUCCACCCGAGAAACAACAUGGCCUACGGGGAGUUCAGAGCCAGCCGCAAAGCCCUGUCUGUCCUCCGCUUCAACCACCACAAGGGAAACUUCCUCUUCUCGGGAUCGUACGACAACAAGAUAAUCAUGUGGGACAUUGGUGGAGUGGACAGCCAGUACAACUACAAAGUUGUUCAGCUGCUGGUGUUGGAAAUCAGUGCCACCCCUCUGCACAUCUGCCUCCCUCCCACCUCCCCCAGCGCUAACCUACUAACUGCCUGUGAGGACGGUCUGCACUGCUUCAACACGCAACUCGGUACCAACAACACGAAGAGAUCCAAGGAGAUGGAGAUAACUUUCCCUAUAUAUAAGAAGGAAGACAAAGACCAUGACUACCAUACCAUUGAUGGCCUGAGUUUUCUUACAGAUGACAUAGUGGCCUCCAAGAACUACCUGCACAACUCCAUUUACUUGUGGAGCUGGAACAGGACCAAGGCUCAGCGGCCUGACAAGAAGAACAGGACAGUGUGUGCUGUGGUUCUUGCUGAACUGCAGUGGGCCAACACUGAAAUUCCCUACCUGGCUCUCAACACCUGCCCUGGCCAAGCCUACAUAGUGUGCGGUGAUGACAAAGGCAGGCUGUGGACAUACCACGUCACCAACCUACAGAGAAACAGUUUCCAGACAGGGAAACCCAUACUGCCCACUGAGGUGUUGGAGUGGCCAGCACCGGUGAGGAAUGGACUGGGCCAUGUGGAGGGCCCCUCCAUCAACAGUGUAGCAAUGGACCCUGAGCUACAAUACCUGGUGGCCCUCAGUGACAAGAAUAUGGUGAUAGUGUGGAAAAGAGAGGAGUCCUCCUGAACAGCCCAGGCAUGAAAGUCUGGGAAAAGAACCGUUGAGUAUGUACCAAUUUUUGGUAUCUGUGAGGUAGUACUUCAAAUACAGGACUGAAAAUGUGAUGGGACAUUAGCUAAUUAAUCUUAGCUAACAGAGACAGACUGUUAAGAUCCUCUCUGGGAUCUUGUUGUUUACUCAUUCUCCAGUUGUGAGGGGAAAGUGACUUUUAUCAUGGUGUAACACCCAGAGAGGUUUAAUGUUUACAAUAACAACAUUCUUUAUUUUCUGUAUAAAAAUAUCUCACAUGGAGUUCUGCAUAGAAUUUAAACUUCUAAAUUGCAGGAUUUUAUAGCGAAAAGUCACCACUGUAAUAGUGGUAUAAACUAGGGAAGAGAAUUACUGAUUGUUGCUGUGUGACACACAAUUAUUUUUUAUGUAUGCAAGUCCAACCAGAAAACAUGGUUUCAGUUUCACAAAUUAUAUGUAAUAAUUCAACAUCAUAACUUAACUUGGUUUACUGAGCCUUACUUAAAAAUGCGUAGACCUUUAAAACAGACUAUAACUGCUAUAUUUAAGAAUUCAUGAUUAUACAAAAGAAGUCAAAUGUAGCUGUAAUUGACCACAGGCUUUUCAUUUUAGAUCUUGUUUUAUUGUCUCUCCAAUAUGUGGUUUUAUUUGAGGCCUUGGCACAGUUUCAUUUCAUGGUUCCAAUAUGAUUUUAAUUGUGUGCCUCUGUAUUAAAUUAUCUUCUACUCAGAAAAAAAGCUAAAACGCUGCUGACGCUGAGACCCUAUCACUCUGUUGUUCUUUUACACAGUCUUUCACAUUAUUCUUGAAUCUUGUCUGCUGUUUAAAUGCCAGGCUACUUUGUAAUGCUCUGAUAACAUUAAGUUAUGCAAACUUGGCUUUUCUGGAGGGACUAAAGAGGCUAAGUGGAGAUGCAGCCUGGCGACUGACUGAUGAGAAAAUAAAAUGCAGUACAGCAUGUUCCUUC